AUGUUGUCCAAAAACUUAAAUACUUACUACGCAGCGACUAAUUAUUUUCAUCGGAUGCCCCCAAGCCUUUAUAUCUGUGAGACACUAAUAUCUUUAAAACUCCUCGAUGUGCUCUUGCCUGAUUCAGAGUUUAUUUCCUUACCUUGUCUGAAGACUUUGCACUUAAUGGGUAUGCGGAAUCUCAAUGAGGCCACGUUCGAGAGACUUGUCUCGUCCUGCCCUGUCCUUGAGGAGUUGGACAUUUAUGGAUGUCUUAAUGAUAAUGUAAAAGUCUUACGAGUGCUCUCUAAGUCGUUGAAGAAGCUCAGUGUACACGGCUACUUCAGCGGGUGGUCAGAAGUUGUGAUCGAUUCUCCUCGACUAUGGUCUUUGAGCAUAGAAGCUAACCUAUUCGAAAGAUUUACAAUAACCAAUAUCGAUACCAACGUCGAAUUAAUUAUUUAUCCCAUGUCAAUAUUUGGUAAUUCUGAUGAAGCAACUCUGUAUUCAAAUAUAAAUAGAUUCUGCAGUUCUCUCUCCAGCAUUUCCAAGAUUAGGCAUAUGAUGUUUUAUGGAGAUCCUUUCAAGGGCUAUUUAUGUUCCAAAUGGUUACCAACCAUUCUUAAGAGCUGCUCGAACCUGAAGUCCCUCAUCUUGGUUGAUCAGAAACGGCACUUGCCGUAUAUGGAUGAAAUAUCUUUUUCACAUGUGCCUGAGUGUUUAGUAUCGUCUCUCGAGUUCGUUGAUUUCAGUGUCACACUCUCAAGACUUGUUGGAGAAAUGAACCUAGUAAGGUAUAUCCUUGAAAAUUCAGCAAUCCUCAAGAAGCUCACUCUACGUUUGCAUAAUGACUGUUCAGCAAAAAAAGAUGACUUGGUUAAUAAACUCCUCAAAAUCCCAAGAGGCUCUACCAAAUGUGAAGUCGUCUUUAAUUGGAACAGAGAACAAGUAAGGUUUUGGUGAUGAUUUUGUGUAAAAACAAAGCGAUUUUGCGUGGUAGCUUCAUGCUGUUGGUUACUAGGUUGUAAGGCCAUAAUGAUUUUUUGCUAUUUGGAUUCUGAAUAUUCAGCUCAUGGUGUUAGUCAGAUUGAGAAAUUA
Raphanus sativus (radish) is the source of this 1077-nucleotide messenger RNA. RefSeq names its product putative FBD-associated F-box protein At5g53635. The record is from RefSeq and is a predicted model, not a curated record. The transcript has 3 exons. Bases 1 to 942 code for a protein of 313 amino acids. NCBI's taxonomy places the organism in Eukaryota, Viridiplantae, Streptophyta, Magnoliopsida, Brassicales, Brassicaceae.